This is a messenger RNA of Sungouiella intermedia, 627 nucleotides long. The record is from the annotation of a GenBank genome assembly. Lineage: Eukaryota; Fungi; Ascomycota; Pichiomycetes; Serinales; Metschnikowiaceae.
AUGCGUGGAUGUCUAAUUCUCCUCGAGGGCCUAGACCGUACGGGCAAAUCGACACAGGCAGACAUUCUCGCCUCAGUGUUGAAGGCGAAACUCUUCAAGUUUCCCGACAGAUCUACCCCAAUCGGUGCCCUUAUCAACCAAUACUUGGUUGACCCAACGUUCCAUUUGCCAGACCAGGCAGCCCAUUUGCUUUUCAGCGCCAAUAGAUGGGAACUUGAAAAUGACAUAGUGAGCACGCUAAACCUGGGUCAACAUGUGGUAAUGGACAGAUACAUUUACUCGGGAAUCGCCUACUCGCUCGCUAAAGCCAGUUUGAACGAGUUCGACUGGCUCUACUCUCCUGACAAGGGGCUUCCGAAGCCAGACUUGACCAUGUUCUUGACCAUUGAUUUAGCGGAGUUGAGCAAACGUAAGGGUUGGGGUGAGGAACGCUAUGAGAAGGAGGAGUUUCAGAAGAUUGUCAAAGAAUGUUUCUUGAGGAUUCUUGAUCCUAACGCAGAUAAGACCAUUGAGAUUGUGACAGUAGAUUCGCUUCUGAUCGAGGAGGUGACAGAUAAGUUAAUGGAGGUGGUGGAGAGUCACGGCGUGGAUAAGUGCCGGGAGGAUGAGAUUCAGAGACUUAUGUGA